AUGGCAACAUUGGCAUUGCCGCCUGCCUCGCUGCCCUGCACCACCUCGCUGCCCUUCACCACCUCGCAGUAUGCAAUAUUUAGUGGUGAUUUACCAAGAAUUAAACGAACCCAACUAAGAAAGUAUUUUUUGCUUUUUCUCGUCCACAGGUCUUUGCCCAAAUUGAGCAGUCAAGACGAAGAAGGGGGGGCUGGUCAUGGCUUUGGUGGCGGACCACAACACUUUGAACCCAUUCCUCACGAUCAUGAUUUCUGCGAGAGAGUCGUUAUAAAUGUAAGCGGGUUAAGGUUUGAAACACAACUACGUACGCUAAAUCAAUUCCCUGACACACUACUUGGGGAUCCAGCUCGGAGAUUACGGUACUUUGACCCGCUGAGAAAUGAAUAUUUUUUUGACCGUAGUCGACCGAGCUUCGAUGCGAUUUUAUACUAUUAUCAGAGUGGUGGCCGACUACGGAGACCGGUCAAUGUCCCUUUAGACGUAUUUAGUGAAGAAAUAAAAUUUUAUGAAUUAGGUGAUCAAGCAAUUAAUAAAUUCAGAGAGGAUGAAGGCUUUAUAAAAGAGGAAGAAAGACCAUUACCGGAUAAUGAGAAACAAAGAAAAGUCUGGCUGCUCUUUGAGUAUCCAGAGAGUUCACAAGCCGCCAGAGUUGUAGCCAUAAUUAGUGUAUUUGUUAUAUUGCUAUCAAUUGUUAUAUUUUGUCUAGAAACAUUACCCGAAUUUAAGCAUUACAAGGUGUUCAAUACAACAACAAAUGGCACAAAAAUCGAGGAAGACGAGGUGCCUGACAUCACAGAUCCUUUCUUCCUUAUAGAAACGUUAUGUAUUAUUUGGUUUACAUUUGAACUAACUGUCAGGUUCCUCGCAUGUCCGAACAAAUUAAAUUUCUGCAGGGAUGUCAUGAAUGUUAUCGACAUAAUCGCCAUCAUUCCGUACUUUAUAACACUAGCGACUGUCGUUGCCGAGGAGGAGGAUACGUUAAACCUUCCAAAAGCGCCAGUCAGUCCACAGGACAAGUCAUCGAAUCAGGCUAUGUCCUUGGCAAUAUUACGAGUGAUACGAUUAGUUCGAGUAUUUCGAAUAUUUAAGUUAUCUAGGCAUUCGAAGGGUUUACAAAUAUUAGGACGAACUCUGAAAGCCUCAAUGCGGGAAUUAGGUUUACUUAUAUUUUUCUUAUUUAUAGGCGUCGUACUCUUCUCAUCGGCGGUUUAUUUUGCGGAAGCUGGAAGCGAAAAUUCCUUCUUCAAGUCCAUACCCGAUGCAUUUUGGUGGGCUGUCGUUACCAUGACUACCGUUGGAUAUGGUGACAUGACACCUGUCGGCGUUUGGGGAAAAAUUGUGGGAUCACUGUGUGCCAUUGCUGGUGUGCUGACAAUCGCACUGCCGGUACCGGUUAUCGUCAGUAAUUUCAAUUACUUCUAUCACCGCGAAACGGAUCAGGAGGAGAUGCAGAGCCAAAACUUUAAUCAUGUUACUAGUUGUCCAUAUUUGCCAGGUACAUUAGGUCAACACUUGAAGAAAUCAUCGUUGUCUGAGUCCUCAUCGGAUAUGAUGGAUUUGGAUGAUGGUGUUGAAUCAACGCCGGGAUUAACUGAAACACAUCCUGGACGUAGUACGGCGGCUCCAUUUUUAGGAGCACACACGCAGUCGCAGUCGCAAUCGCAGCAGCAACAGCAGCAACAACAACAGCAGCCACCGACGUCACAAACGCCGCCACACCAACAGCAGCAGCAACAACAACAAACGUCGUCCUCGCUCGAUAAGCAGCUGCAGCAGCAGCAGCAGCAACAGCUUUACCAGCAGCAGCAGCAGCAGCAGCAACAGCAGCAGCAGCUGCAGCUGCAGAACGGCUACAAGCAGCAGAAGUCCACAAUAAGCGUCAGCGGUGCGACAGCAAGUGGUGGCAAUAGCCUCACAAUGAGACACAAUAAUGCCUUGGCUGUUAGUAUCGAGACCGACGUUUGACUACUGGUAAAAAAGACGUUACGUGGUAUAAAUUUGGCCUUGUCAAGUGUUACGUUGGAUGCCAGAAACGACUACAAAAGCUGUUUAAGUUUAAUUUAAGUAGAACAAAUAACAAACAAAUUUAAUCUAAUG
Messenger RNA from Scaptodrosophila lebanonensis, 2097 nucleotides. It is a transcript of the gene shaker, whose product is annotated as potassium voltage-gated channel protein Shaker. Gene Ontology annotation, cellular component: voltage-gated potassium channel complex; membrane. NCBI's taxonomy places the organism in Eukaryota, Metazoa, Arthropoda, Insecta, Diptera, Drosophilidae. The record is from RefSeq and is a predicted model, not a curated record. The coding region runs from base 1 to 1965 and encodes 654 amino acids. Gene Ontology annotation, molecular function: delayed rectifier potassium channel activity; protein binding. The transcript has 12 exons. Gene Ontology annotation, biological process: protein homooligomerization; potassium ion transmembrane transport.